AUGAUAGCGCCCACGCUUGCGCGUACAGUGGCCCAAGACGCCGAGAGCUUGAAGGACCAAGAGCGAUGCGGACAUGCCGUGAAAACACUUGAUUCUAUCGCCACUUUGAAGCGCUUCUUCAACUCUCCAGUCUGUGAGCGUGGACAGUUGCCAAUGGAUAUUGCGAAAUCUUUGUCCUCAGAGAACUUCAGAGAGCUGCUCCCCGAAAUAGACACUUUCAUUUUUGACGCCGAUGGAGUGUUAUGGCUCAGAGACGAAGUGAUUCCUGGAUCUCGGCUAUUGAUCGACUUCCUAAUUAAAAACAAUAAGCAGAUCAUCGUCCUUACGAAUAACGCUACGAAAUCACGCGCAAUGUACGCAAAGAAAUUUCUUAGGUUCGGAUUUAACCAUAACUUGAAUGAGGAUUCGGUAGUGAGUCCUGCAGCUAUCGUUGCUGACGCAUUAUACAAAGCAGGUAUAGCUGGUAAUAAGAAGGUGUAUUUGAUAGGAUCUCAAGGCAUACGGGAUGAAAUGGAUGAGCUUGGCAUAGAAUAUUUCGGCCAUGGACCGGAACUUCAAGACGGUGAUGAUACCACGUUCUUACUUGACAUUGACCUCGAAGUUGAUGUUAGAGAUCCAACUGAGGUUGGCGCGGUCGUUGUUGGUUAUGACAAGCACUUCAACUAUCAUAAACUUAUGAAGGCGGCCAAUUAUCUUCAGCAACCUCAUUGCCUCUUCUUAGCCACAAAUGAAGAUGAAACAUGUCCAGGUUCCAAUCCACACACUGUGAUUCCGGAUGCUGGUCCACUAGUAGCAGCGGUUCGAUGUGCAUCUGGUCGAGAGCCAACCGUUAUGGGAAAGCCGUAUACGCCAGCGUAUGACUACAUCAAAAGGCAAUGGAACAUCGAUCCUGAGCGAACGAUGAUCAUUGGCGAUAGGACGAACACUGAUGUGAAAUUUGGUCGUGACCAUGGAUUAAAGACGAUGCUUGUGCUAUCUGGAUGCCAUCAGUUAGAGAAUAUCAUGGCGAAUCGUCUAAACGAGCGCUUUGACAUGGUGCCCAGCUACUAUGCAACAUCUUUAGGAGCCCUAGUGAUCAACAUGAUCACUAUGACAUACAACGAAGUCGGCAUGGAGCAACUGACGUCGGAAAGCUUCGGAAGCCUUCUAGAGGGUAUCGACACUUUCAUCUGUGGCGCAGAUGUAUGUUUUACAGGGUUCUUGUGGCUUCGAGAAGGCGUUAUACUCGAGGCUUCCAGCUUAAUAAAUAUGCUGAUUGAAAAUAAGAAAGAAAUCAUCAUUUUAACCAACGAUACUACGAGAACACGAGCUAACCACGAGCAAAAACUUAAAGAACACAGAUUCAGUCCCAAACUUUCAAAGGACCAUAUUAUAACACCAGGACUUGUUGCCGCCGAUUUCAUCAAAAAGUCAUCGAAUUUUAAAGGGAAAGCAGUUUACGUAAUUGCAUCCGAAGGCGUUCAGGACGAAUUUGCAAGUAGUGGCAUCAAAUAUUUUGGAGAAGGACCGGUCUUGUUACCCCACCCAAAGACAGAAGCUCUUGUCUUUACCCCCGAUCUUCCUGUGAAGACAAUGCCCUCACGUCAAGCUGGUGUAUUUUUAAUGAAAUUACUCCAUCAAUACGUGCUUACCCUUUUUGAUAGUCGGACAGCACUUCCCGCGAUUUCAUUCUUUCUUUUUGAGGUGGAGGACGUAGGCGCAGUUGUGGUCGGUUUCGACGAAAAUUUCAAUUACAAGAAAAUGAUGAAGGCAACGAACUAUUUGAAGAACCAAAAAUGCCUUUUUCUUGCCACCAAUGACGAUGCUGCAUUUAGUUCUCAGAAGAAGGACAUCAUUGUUCCAGAUGCAGGCAAGCCAAUAAUAGACCAUUUAAAGAAGCUGUUAAGACCAGUUGACUACAGGAAAAUAUUGAUGGAAGGAAAUGUAGGUGCUAUUGUUGCCGCUGUAAGCAAAGCAUCCAACAGAGAAGCGAUUGUCAUCGGAAAACCGCAUCGUCCAGUCUUCGACUAUAUUAAGAAGAAAUGGCAUAUUGAUGAAACCCGAACGAUGAUGAUUUGUAGCAGGUUCGAUGAUCCUUUCAAUGUUUAG
Molecule: messenger RNA, 2088 nt
Organism: Angiostrongylus costaricensis
Lineage: Eukaryota; Metazoa; Nematoda; Chromadorea; Rhabditida; Metastrongylidae
Source: the annotation of a GenBank genome assembly